AUGUGCGCCCUGCGUCUCCCUUGGAGUCAGGCAGAAGGAGAGCUUUCCUACAUCAAUAUGCUCGCAGCUUCGGUGCGUGCGUCCGGAGGCUCUGCUCGAGAUUCAAAGGCUACUGCGCCCCCGCCGAAGGCUACUCUCACAACAGCGCCUCCGGAGCUACUCGCCCGGAUAGAGGAGUACCUGGACAAAGACUCGCUUCUGGCCUACAUUGGCUGCUGCAAGAGCAUGCGUACAAUAGGCGUACGGACACUGCUCCUCGCAUAUCCUGUGGUUUUGAAAACUCCCGUUAACGUUGAAUCGUUCUGCGACUUCAUGCACGCAGAUCUACCUCACCGCAAACCUUUUCUGCGUUCUUUCACCCUGGACACACCCUUUCCUUCCUCUGAGAUUGUGCUCAGCUUACGUGGAAGGCUGGCGCAUAUCCUACUCAACGCGUCAAUGCUGUCAUACCUCGCAUUCGGGAGAUGUCUGAAGGACAUCGUGGAACAUUCGCCUGCAUUGUUCAGCGCCAUUCAAUGGUUGCCGUCGCUCACGACCUUGAAGAUGAAGACCGAAUCUGGGUCAUGGCCUUACGUUAUUCUCCGACUACAGGCCGCGCCGCUAAAGGAAGUCGAUAUGGGAUACCUCGCUAUUGAUGCACCCGACGCUUUCGGCAAGCAUGCGGCCACUUUACGAUCUUUGACAAUAGGCGCUCGCUCCAUCACAACCGCGUUAGGCAGUACAGCAUAUGCCAACAUGACGUCUUUCUGUUGGACCGGCGCAACCGAAUCGGGCGCUUGGGAUAUCGCCGCGAUGAUAGGCUUAUUUCCCAAUCUUGUCAAGUUGUCGGCGUGGAUGAGGGUCAGAUCGAGCGGCUCCGCGCUCACCAUGUUUAUCAAUAGUCUGAGCACGAUGUCGUUUCCAUACCAGGCCAUUCGAGCAGAGAACAUGGAGAAGCAGUCGAAGAAGCGAUGGUCGCGCCUUCGACGCUUGUUUGGCGACCCGAACUCGUUGUAUAUCUUGCCGCUUGACUGCGAGCUGGACAUCAUCUCAAUCACGGACCGGUUGGAGCUGUGGGACUGCACAGAGCACAUUCACGACAUUGUCAGAGACAUUCGUCAUCCUGUGGGCACCCUUCAUCUGAGGUACUGCCCCGCCUGGGAGCCUACCCUGGCGGAGAACCUCGGCACAUUACCACCGGACGCUCUCCCAGAGAAGAGCGCUCAUAUCAUCAACCUCUUCGUUGUCGAGCUGUUCAUCCCGAGCGAUGCAACCAGCCAAAAGUUGUGGGACAUUGCGGCUGCUUGGCCAGUUCUGAUAGGAAGAGUAGCGCCUCAGAAGGUGCUGUUGCAUGUUCACGUAGUGCGAUGCCCUCAGGCAGGAGGCACGUUUCCUACAGCGGCCGAGAUGUACGUCGAGGAGGGUGGGAUCCUUAGUUUAGGUCGGGUCAUCGCCGAAGCAUCAAAAGCGACGAGCACGAUCUAUACCAUGACUUCGUGGCACGGAGGCCAUCGGGUUGAAGGCUGGACAAACGUAGGGGGCUUGGGCUCCGAACCGGUGGUUGUUAAACUUUCUGAUGCAAAACGUGUCUACAAGAUGGAGAAGGAAGUAGAUGGUAUACUGUUCAGCCUAGCUUGA
Peniophora sp. CBMAI 1063 is the source of this 1617-nucleotide messenger RNA. NCBI's taxonomy places the organism in Eukaryota, Fungi, Basidiomycota, Agaricomycetes, Russulales, Peniophoraceae. The record is from the annotation of a GenBank genome assembly.